Messenger RNA from Quercus robur (English oak), 1080 nucleotides. RefSeq names its product ras-related protein RHN1. The record is from RefSeq and is a predicted model, not a curated record. The coding region runs from base 192 to 800 and encodes 202 amino acids. Gene Ontology annotation, molecular function: GTP binding; GTPase activity. The transcript is spliced from 8 exons. Lineage: Eukaryota; Viridiplantae; Streptophyta; Magnoliopsida; Fagales; Fagaceae.
AUCUCUCAGUUGGAUUCAGAAACAAACAAAUAAAUCCAACCAGCUGAGCUGAACCCAAAAAAAGGCAACUGCUACAAAUAUUCACAACACAGACUCAGACUCAGAAUUUUCUCGCCAUUUCACUCAAAAAAACAAACCAAGGUUUCUUUGUUUUGUUCUUUCUUUCUAUUCAUAUCUGUCGAUUCCAUUCCAUGGCCACUACUACGAUCGCACACAACAGUCACAACGCCAAGCUGGUUUUGCUGGGUGACAUGGGCGCUGGUAAAUCUAGCCUCGUCCUGCGCUUUGUCAAGGGCCAAUUCCUUGAAUUUCAGGAAUCAACCAUAGGAGCAGCAUUUUUCUCGCAAACGCUUGCAGUGAAUGAUGCAACGGUGAAGUUUGAGAUAUGGGACACAGCUGGACAAGAGAGAUACCAUAGCUUGGCUCCAAUGUAUUACAGAGGUGCUGCUGCUGCCAUCAUUGUCUACGAUAUCACCAAUGCUGAGUCAUAUGCACGGGCUAAGAAGUGGGUACAAGAGCUUCAGAAGCAAGGAAAUCCUAACAUGGUUAUGGCCCUUGCUGGAAACAAAACUGAUUUGGAAGAUAAGAGGAAAGUUACAACUGAAGAGGCACGUGCAUAUGCUGAUGAAAAUGGACUCUUUUUCAUUGAGACCUCUGCCAAAACAGCUGUCAAUGUCAAUGAUAUAUUUUAUGAAAUAGCUAAAAGGUUGCCUAGAUCUCAGCCUGCUCAGAACCCAGCAGGGAUGGUCCUUGUGGAUAGACCUGCAGAAGGAUCCCAAGCGACAUCUUGCUGUUCAUAAAGCAUUUCUUAUAGGUCAAGUACAACAUUGCAGAUGUGAACGAAUUCUUAUAUCAUAUACGUUCUCUUCUUCAAGAUAUUAAUAUUAUCUUGUAAUGUUCCUUUAGACCUCAUCAAGAGCUGUCCAUUUUUCUCACUAUUCUGCUCUUUUAAGCCUAAGAUACCGAAUUUAAAGAUUGUUCUUUUUAAUCUUUAGAGAUGUAAGUAUAUGGACACGAUCUAACUUUGAAAUGGAUGUGUGCACUGAUUAAAGCAAUACUAUAGUUUGUUUUCUAGUUUAA